AUAAACAAAUAAAUAAAUAAAUAAAAAAGACAGGUCUGACGAUGUGCUGGUGUUAGUGAUAUGUUAUAUUAAAAUGCAUAAUAAAGAUAGCUAGAGGGUGUAAUGCAUUUUCAUAAAUGAUUAUGUCUAAUUAAUACAUUAUAACAUACGGAUGUGUUUGUAGUAAUAUAUCAAAUUAUUAUACAUUAGAAAUAUGACCUUCAUAGAAAGUGUGACCAGAGAUUAUAAAACAAGUCACAUUUAUAUUAAAUCUGUGUGUGUGUGUGUGUGUAUAAUAUAUUAUUAAAUGAUAUGUUAUGUAUAUUUAUGGUAAGAAAUAGUCCAAAUGCUGUUUUCUUUCUUUCUUUCUUUUUUUUAAUUUUUUUGUUGUUGUUGUUGUUGUUGUUGUUAAUGGGGACUCCUAAUUUAUCAUUCUGCCUAAUUUUAAACCAAAGUGUGAAACAUAAACAUGAAAAACCUCUUCAUUGUGAUCAGAUACACUGAUUCAGUUUAAUUCAUUUAAAUAUUUAAAUGAAUUGCAUAGAAGAUCUUUUCGAAUAACUGCAUCAUAAAGUGCAUAACGCGAAGGGAGGAGAAUAUCCGCGUGAUUUUUCAGGUCGGAACGGAAGGACACGCAACUUCUUAUUUAUGGCCGUAAUGAAGAAAAAUCACUUGAUCCCUUAGGUUUUUUUUGUAAUUUUUUAAUUAUUUAUUUCUUUUUUUUUUUAAAUGUAAACAGUGUCACUGCUAUAUUUAAACAAACAAAUGAAUAAAUAAAAGUUCUUCCUAGCUUGAGAUUUCAAAAAUAAUCCUUCACAUUCCCUCUUUUCAAGUCAAGUCAAGUCAAGGCAAGCGGGCGUUUUAUUGUCAUUCCUCUUUACAUCGCUUAUAUACAUUGGAACAAAAUAUCCUUUCUCCAAGACCAGGGUGCAAUACACAACAGUACACAAGACUACAGAAAGUGAAACACAACAGUCUGAGACGAGUGCGGGACGUUCAAUACACAGGACGUUCAAUACACCCGACGUUCAAUACACAGAACAUGGACUGUAAACUAUCAUGUAGUGAUACUGGCAGCAAAGGGUCUCAUAAAAAGUGCAGUCUCGUAAAAAGUGCAGGUGUGCAGUGGUAUUGAGUCAUACUGGGUUAGACGUGUGUCUAGCCCUGAUGAAUGCUGGGAGGCAGCAGGGUGUAGAGUAAUCGGACUGCCUCAGGGAGGAAACCGUUGGAGUCUGCUGGUGGUGGCACGGAUGCUCCUGUACCGUCCUCCAGAUGGCAGAGGAAGCGCAGUGCUGCUACUGCUGCGAUAAUGAGAUAAUUGCCAGUGGUGUUUGCUACAGUAAACGCCAAUAAUUGUAAAUAUAAAAUGGCAGGAGGGUGAGGAGUCCGUGAGAGGGGUGAGAAAGGUCAUCCACAACGCCGAAGGCUAUGCACAUGCAGCGGUUGUUUUUCGAGUUGCCGACGGUGGGUCGAGAGCCUCCGGCGAUCAUUUCAGCUCUUCGCACAAUUCACCGUAGAGUUUUGCUUCCGGAGGCUGCGCGGCUCCACACGUCUGUUCAGGACGCGCUCCGUCAUCCCUCUGUAGAAGGUCGUGAGGACGGGACGGAGGAGUUUGGCUCUCUCCGGCCUCCGCAGGAAGUGGAGGCGCUGCUGGGAAUUCUUAGGUAGUCAGGUGGUGUUUAGAGUCCAGGAGAGGUUCUCCACCAUGUGCACACCAAGAAACAUGGCGCUUUUGACUCUCUCCGCAGCUGUUCCGCUGACGUCCAGUGGUGAGCGGUCUACUCGCUCGGGUCCUCCUGAAGUCAACAGUCGGUCUGAUCGACGUUGAGAGAUAAUCUGUCGUCUUCACACCGUUCCGCGAGCCGGUUCACCUCCUCCCCGUCCUCCUGUCACUUGAUGAUGCGAUUUGAACUGUAAACCUUGCAAUUUCUUUCACUAAUCAAUAAGAACGUCUGAAACACCUGACGUAGCCUGCGCACUUUAUUUACUAUAUAUCUAUAUUCUGACCCCUUUUUUUUUUUUUUAAAUCGACUCAUUUAAAAAUGUUUCUCUGCCGUCAGAGGAAAAUCUAAACAUUGAUUAUUUUCCUCUAACAUCGCCUCUCGAAGUGUUUCAUUCCUCUUACGCUGCAGCAAUUUACCAACGAUUCCAAUUUUUUCAUCUAUUAAAAGAACGACGCAUUGUACUUUCAACCCUAUAUAGUGACGUUUAACGUCACGGACCGUUUGCGAAACAAGUCAUUCGCCGUUAUUAGAGCAGCUAUAACCAGCCUUUCCCUCACCGGCCUGUAUUGUUUUUGUCUUUUGAAGAGAUGUGACGUGUGACCUCAUCUCUCCUGAAGAUCCUCCUGUUUCCCGUGACCGUUACGAAGCAGUAACCAUGGAGACUCCCGCCAUAAACGUUGAAUAAAUAUCUCAUUACAGAAAACCUCAUCGCGUCAAUGAUUAUAAAUCUUUGGUAAUUAACGCCACUGGUUUAUGUAGCUUGUCCGCCUUACGAGCCUCUGUUACUAUAGAGACGAUCAAUCAAAACCUUCUGACCAAUCAGAACGGAGAAUUCGUCAUGAGUGCAGCGUUAAGGAAAAACAGCCUUACUGUGUGUGUACAGGAAGUGAUUAAAAGGACAAGGUCUGAGCUGUGCGUGAAAGGCACACGUUAACGUAUGACGUGAUUGGGCCGUGAUACCGUUUCCUAGCGUGUGAAUGAGGCUCGUUUUCGGAGCAGCCCACCGGCACGCGACCUGAAGCGACAGAAAAGAACGUCGCUUCUUUACAGAGGCAUGAAGGACCGAGGACACACACUUCACUGUGAUCGUGAAGAGCGAAGCAGCUCUGAGGCGAAUCAUAAAAAGAUUUCAAGGACACAAAAAAAAAAGAAAAAAAUGCGGUGUUUUUCCUGGCUCUCGGCUGCGCUCGUACUGUGUGUGUGUGGAUCAGAGGUAGACGGACGGUGCUGGGACCUCGCCGACUGCAACGGCCUCGACUCUCGGGACAAAAUAAUAGAGUGCAUCUGGCAGUGCAGGUUGAAGCAGCUGGUCAGUAACACGGAAAGCCUGCUCCUGAAUCAGCAGCCGAGCAGCGAGGAAGACGAGGAGGACGAGGAGGACGAGGAGGAGGAGGAGGAGGAGGAGGAGGACAGCUUGAGCCUCGGCAUACUGCUCUCAUCUCUGGCUCCAUCUGACGCCUCUCGUGAACAGCCGCCCAGCACCAGACCUCAGCGCAGCGAAGAAAGACCUCCGUACGCCAUGGAGCAUUUCCGCUGGGGGAAGCCCAUGAGCCGCAAGCGCCGGCCGGUCAAAGUGCACACGGCCGUCUCCGCGGACGACGAAGGUCACGAGGAACCGUCCACGGAGACGUCUUUUCCCUCACUGGACAGGCGUCAGCUCGAGAACGGCGAGGAGAGCGAGCAGAAGACGAACGCAAACGCAAAGAGUACCACAAAGUACCGCAUAACCCACUUCCGCUGGAGCGCACCCCCUGCCGCCAAACGCUACGGCGGCUUCAUGAAGCCCGGGUCCGAGCGAUCCCACAAGCCCCUGCUCACGCUGCUCCGCAACAUCAUCGCUAGAAACGGACAAUGAGCAGGAAGAGAUGUGAGGAGAGGAAACGUCGAGUCCUAAUGCGUCAAAUUGGUCCUCGUCAUUGCCUUCUGUAGCUCACCAGGACUUCUUAAAUUAUCAGUGAUGUGAUGAUGACAAACCUCCACGUUCGGUGUCCGUCUCUCUCGUUUUCGUUAACGAGCUCUGAUCUCCAGCAGGAAGGUUUACGUUAUUACUGUAGUUAAUAUUCUUAUAACUCGAGUCUCCUGAGCCGAGCUGUAAAAAGCUUCCGUAUCACUCAGCACCUGUCCAUUUACCAAUGACGCUGUAAAUAUCAAACAUUCAAAUAAACCUGCAAUGUUACAAGCAGCCAUGCAAAAUCAUUGGCAACACUUUACUAGAAAAAAGGUCCACGAAUAAACAUACGUGUCUUACUACUCCUAAUGCUAAAAACCGAAUGAUUUCAAUUAAACGAUUCAUUUCACUUUCACUUAAGCGCCCCAAGUUUCUGUUAAAGACCUGAUGAAACACUUCAAGAAAAUAAAAUCAUCAGAGAACAGAAAAAGACACCGAUACACUUAGAACCGCCCCCAAAUCUACAUACCACACCCAUUUCUCCUGGUAAAAUAGUUCCCUUCAAGUGCGUAUUGGAACCCGAUUGGCUGUUUCUAUUUUAUGACGCAACAACACUUACCCGUCAUGAUCGUAAUCGGAUUUUACACCACGAUUUUCACUGCAGUGACUAGUGUCAUUGUAAGGAACUCGGAUUCAUUCCCUUAAAAGGACGUAAUCACAGAAUGACGUCAGUCUUUUCUCAUUUAAAAAUAAAAAUAAAGAUCAAAGAAAGAAAGAGGGAAAAAAAGGAAGAAAGAAGGAAACAAGGUCAGAGAAAGAAAGAACGAAUAGAAAGGUAUAUAAAAAAAAAAGGUCAAAGAAAGAACAAAAGAGAUAAAAGAAAAAAAGAAAGAAGAGAUGAAAAGAAAAGAAAGAAGAGCAAAAAAAAGACAGAUCAAAGAAAAGAGAUCAAACAAAGACAUGAGAAAAGAAAAAAAAGAUAUCGGAGAAAGAAAGAGAUAAAAAAAAAAAAAAGAAAUGAGAUCAAAGAAAGAAAUGAGUUCAAAGAGAUGGAUCAAAUAACGAGCUAAAAGAUAAAAGAGAUCAAAGAAAGAAGAGAUUAAAGUAAGAGAAAGAAAUGAGAAAAGAAAGAAAGGAGAUAAAAGAAAGAGAUAAAAGACAAA
Molecule: messenger RNA, 4754 nt
Organism: Ictalurus furcatus (blue catfish)
Lineage: Eukaryota; Metazoa; Chordata; Actinopteri; Siluriformes; Ictaluridae
Gene: pomcb
Product: proopiomelanocortin b
Exons: 3
Coding region: 2758-3558 (266 amino acids)
Biological process (GO): neuropeptide signaling pathway
Cellular component (GO): extracellular region
Molecular function (GO): neuropeptide hormone activity
Source: RefSeq, a predicted model, not a curated record